Molecule: messenger RNA, 1155 nt
Organism: Plasmodium gonderi
Lineage: Eukaryota; Apicomplexa; Aconoidasida; Haemosporida; Plasmodiidae
Product: phosphatidylinositol-4-phosphate 5-kinase
Exons: 4
Coding region: 1-1155 (384 amino acids)
Source: RefSeq, a predicted model, not a curated record
AUGAGGUGUUGCACUAAGAACGCAGUAAAUGUAGAAAGUCCUAAAAAAAUAGUAAUUGAAGAAACAGAGGAUUGCACAAAUGAAGAAGUAAAUGUAGAAAAUCCUAAAAAAGUAGUAAUUGAAGAAACAGAGGAUUGCACAAAUGAAGAAGUAAAUGUAGAAAAUCCUAAAAAAAUAGUAGUUGAAGAAACAGAGGAUGGCACAAAUGAAGAAGUAAAUGUAGAAAAUCCUAAAAAAAUAGUAGUUGAAGAAACAGAGGAUUGCACAAAAGAAGAAGUAAAACCUAAUUCUGAUCUUCCAACAGUUUCUAUUACCCUGAGCGAUGGCUCUGUUUACACAGGAACCGUAAAGGACAAACGCGUACACGGAAGGGGCAUUUUAAAGUAUGCAACUGGAGAAGAAUAUGAUGGGGAAUUUGUUGAUGGAAAAAGGCAAGGGAAAGGGAAAUGGAGUGACAAAGAAAAUAAUUCAUAUGAAGGAUAUUGGGAGAAUGAUAGAAGGCAUGGACAUGGAAUUUACAAAACAGCAGAUGGUUUUACUUUUGAAGGAGAUUUUAAUAAUAAUAAAAGAGAAGGAAAAGGAACGAUUAUAACUCCAGUAAAUACAAAAUAUACAUGUACAUUUCAAGAUGAUGUUGAAGUAGGAGAGGCUGAAUUUUUUUUCGCAAAUGGUGAUCAUGCCAUUGGACAUAUUAAAGAUGGUUCUUUAAGUGAAAAUGGAAGAUAUGAAUUUAAAAAUGGCGAUAUUUAUGUCGGGAGUUUUGAAAAAGGAUUAUUUCAUGGUGAAGGUUACUAUAAAUGGAACAACCAUACUUCUUAUGCAGCUUAUGAAGGAAAUUAUUUUGAGGGAAAAAAACAUGGAAACGGUCGGCUCAUUAAUCGAGAUGGGCGUAUAUUGUGUGGCGAAUUCAAAAAUAAUAAUAUGAAUGGAGAGUUCUUAGAAAUUAGUCCUCAAGGAAACCAAACGAAAGUUCUGUACGACCAUGGAUAUUUUAUCAAGAUCCUUGACGUUAUUGAAGAAAAAAUAGAUGUAGAAGAAUUCAUCAAGGAAACUGUCAUUCAUACAACCAUUUUCUCUGAUCCCCAUAUGUACAAGAAAUUGUAUGAGAUCAAGAAAAAAGAGAGACCUCAAUUUCGCCUUAACCUGAAAAAGUGA